Molecule: messenger RNA, 3382 nt
Organism: Lutzomyia longipalpis
Lineage: Eukaryota; Metazoa; Arthropoda; Insecta; Diptera; Psychodidae
Exons: 3
Coding region: 453-2639 (728 amino acids)
Source: RefSeq, a predicted model, not a curated record
GAGUGGCAUUUCUUCGGCCAAAGUGGAACGUAGAAAAGGUGUUCCUCCGGUGUGAGAGUGGUUUCAAUUUAAGAAAGAAAAAAGACAUACAAAUAUACAAGAAAAACAUACAAAAAGCAAACCAUCGUGAGCGCAAUUGGACUCGAGAGUCGUUACGAGGAAGACACACUGGCGGUGUCCGCAAACAUUUUUCCGUGCGUGUGAAAUGGUUUGAUUACCGCGUAAAGAGCCAUACGAAAAAAAUAUAGAAAAAAGAGUGUUUGUGUUCUGUUUUUUUCUUCUUGUUUUAAAUUUCUUUUCGCAACAUCGCCCGUAUAAUUGCAAAUUGUGUGAAAUAAUUCGAUUAGCGCACUCACUGGGAGGCACAUACAACCCAACACAUUUUUUUUUGGAUUACACCUGAAAACACUCUUCAGUCUGGAUUAUUCUUUGCACGGCGAUUGCAGCAAAAAAUGAUUCAACAGUCGCUGAUACUGUGGUGUGGACUUUUAGGGUGCUUAGUGGCGCAAACGUAUGCUGUUGUCAAUGACAAACCACAGAGACGAGAAGCACCACUCCUAGAUUCCUAUGCACCACCCCCAUCGACCGGGGAGAGCCUAGGCCUACCAAUUCCCGUCUACGGAGUCCCCGAUGCACCUGCCAUAAAGUAUCCAACACCUCCACCUGAUAUUCCUCCGCCACUCCCAUCCCAGCAAUACGGUGUGCCCAUCCUUAAGUACGGACCACCAAAAGUCCAAGUAGAAUACGGGCCUCCAUUGCCAGCUUUCAAGCCUGUCCAUCAUCACAAGCAAAUCUUCCACUCAGCACCGCAGCAAGACUUUUCCUUCUUUGAUCAAAUUAAAUCCUCCCUUGGCUUCUCAGCAGCUAAGCCGGUCUAUGGACCACCACCGAAGCCGCACUUCCCUAAAAACAGCUACGGACCCCCGCCAUCAUUUAGCCAUCAGAGCUUCAGCAGUGGCAGUAGCUCAUACCAUCACUCAAAUCAGUUCCUUACCCCACCAUCAAUUGGUUUUGGUCCCAAACCCUCAUCUUCCUACGGACCUCCACCAUCCCUAGGCCGUCCAUCGGGUCCAUCCUUCGGUGGGCAUCACCAUGGAAGUAGUUCCCUCCCACCUACUCCACCUGAAAUUCGUUGCGACGGAUGGAAACCCAUUCCUGGUCCUGCCAUUCAACCUGAAACCUCCUAUGGACCCCCAGCUAGUGGUAUCCCACAGUCAGCUCCGGCUGAAGGUAAUCAUGCCGUUGAGAAUCACAUUCACAGUGAUAUCGGUGGACUAGAGUUGCCCCAUGCCGAGCCCUCAGUUCAAUUCCACGGGGACCUGAAUGGAUUUGGACUCGGUUCAGGAGCAGCAGACAUCAGUGUGAUCAAGAGCAAUUCCUUUGAGCUUUCCAAUAACCAUAUUGGAGAUAGCUACGGACCACCACCACCCCCAGUUUCAAUUUCAACUUCCUACGGACCACCAUCGCAUCAUGGUGGACCAAUUGCCAUUUCACACGUAAGCCAUGGAGGUUCAUUCGGCUCCCAUGGUGGAUCUCAUGGAGGUCAUCAGAUCUCAACGUCCUACGGACCUCCAGCAUUCUCCUUCCCUAAGCAAUCCUACAAACUUCCUCCGGCUGGUCUGAUGCCACCAAGUGGGGUUUAUGGAGUUCCUCCGGGAGGCACUUACGCCGGCCUAGCCAUACAGCAUGGGACUGUGAGUGGAAAUCUUAAACCAUGGCCAGUACCUGGAUCAGCACCAAAACGCCCAAUACCAUUCCGUGCUCCAGUCCCUCAGGGACUUCUUGAGUCAAUUGGGCACAAUGUGCAGCAUCUUGAUAACUUUGGCGUAAAACCACACCAUGGUGGACAUGGAGGAGGAGUCUACCUACCGCCACCAAGUGAACUUCCAGCUCCCCCGCAUGGUCUCAACACAUUGCCCCUUGAGAACUCCCAGAGGCCUUUCUUGAGUCAACACAACUUCAACGGUUUCCCUGGAGAGGGCAGAGGAGGUCAUGACUGUGGGCAUGGACCACAAGUGUUGCAGGAUAGUUAUGGACCACCACCAUCUGGUACAGUACAACCAACAGCUGAAGAAGGUCAUUCAGGAGGCUAUGAUGUAUCUGGAGGAGGCAUUGCUGAUGUUCCAACUGGACAUCAACCACAUGCAGUCUACGGGGUUCCAGAUUUCGGUCCAGCAUUCCACUCCGGUGGUGGAGAUUCUCUUGCCUACGAUACAGAAGUUAGAUCAGCCGCUGUUCCAGCAGGACAACAAAAUUCCGAUUCAAAAGCCGAACCAUCUGAAGAGGAGAAAACAAAAGCUGAGGUAUCAGGCUUGACGGGAUUGGAUGUGAUCUCUGCACAGAAGUCUCAAAGUAUAACAAUCCCAGUUCAGGGAGCCCUUGGAACGUAUCAGCUGCAAUUCCAGGCAGCUGAUCCACUAGCUGGGGGUGAUGCAAAUGGAAUUGAUGCUCCACAUCAGCAGCUACUGUCGCAGGGUCUACUGCAGUCUAUCCUAUCGGCCAUUGAGCAACCAAAUGGCCAGAAUCAGCAAGUAACACAGGACAUACAUAGUAAUCACGACGAUGUGGCUGUUUUUGUACGAAGUCCAGAAGGACAGGAAGCUCUGGCGGAACCAGCACCGAAUGAAGAAUCCCGAUAGUGUGAAAAUUUCCUAGUAGACUCUAGAGUGUGUGUGUUAAGAGUAAGUUAUUUAAGUGCACCAGAUAAUGUGGAUAUAACUCGCUUGAGGUAGAUGUUGAUGCACAGGAACUUCAGUCUCUAGUGCUGCCAUAUUUAGUCCACAUGAAAAACACCAUGAGAAUGCGGGAGGGAAAACUAAAGGGGGUAAAAUUCGCUAGCCGUCCAAGAUGCAGGUAUUUUGAAGCCUGCUGCUAAGUCUGUUCUCUGAUCUUGACCUGCAACCGAACUUCUUGGUUUUUGCAAUGAAAAUCAAAGGUUUUUGCUUGGGAUUCUAAGAAUUAACUUAAGUAUUUUCAGCAGACUUCUUUAAUAAAAGAAUCAGAGCUAAACAGGAAAAGAAAUGUAGAAUCUUGCAUGAAGUAAACGGUUAAGGCCUCAUGAUUUCAGAGCAGGGUUUAGCUUCUCUGAGUCUGCUCAAAAUACCACCAUCUUGGACGGUCCGCGGGGCAGAGUUGCGCCACUUGCAAAGCUACUCGAGGGAUAUUUUCUGGCUGGGAAUCACUCUGAAAUGACUGCUUUUCAUUUUUUUUUGUAAUAUGGUCUUUUACAUUUAAUAGUGCGAACGCCCGAUGUUGGGCCCACUCUAUGCGUGUAGUAUGUUAUAAAUAUGCUUGUAAACGGGCCUCUGGAAUGGAAUAAAUUUCCGCAGAGGGAACAAUUAAUUUCAAUAAAGUAUAUUUAUUUUUUUGUAAUGUGUAAAAA